This is a messenger RNA of Prunus avium (sweet cherry), 2057 nucleotides long. Its product is annotated as calnexin homolog. The record is from RefSeq and is a predicted model, not a curated record. NCBI's taxonomy places the organism in Eukaryota, Viridiplantae, Streptophyta, Magnoliopsida, Rosales, Rosaceae. Gene Ontology annotation, biological process: ERAD pathway; protein folding. Gene Ontology annotation, cellular component: endoplasmic reticulum; endoplasmic reticulum membrane. Gene Ontology annotation, molecular function: calcium ion binding.
AUCCAUCUCUCUCCUAUCUUCCACUUCUAGUAUAUAUUAUUCUUUUGUCUCUUUAAUAGAAAAACAAGCCCCUUUCAAAUCGACUGUUGCAUUUGUGGUGGUUUAUGCAAAAUCGAAGGCGGGUUUAGGGUUAAGCCGAUGGUCCUGAUGGAAGGGAGGCGUAAGAUCACUGAGCUUAUGCUGCUGCUGCUACUGCUGCUGAUUGGUUGCUCUGCUUCUCAGAUCCAAGCUUCUUCUGAAAACGAACCCGAUGCGAUCUUCUACGAGCCAUUUUCUGAGUCAUUUGAAGGUCGCUGGAUCGUUUCUUCCAAGGAUGAGUACAAAGGUGUGUGGAAACUGUCCAAGAGUGAGGGACAUGAUGAUUAUGGUCUUUUGGUCAGUGAGAAGGCGAGGAAGUAUGCUGUAGUUAAAGACCUGGGUAAGGCUGUGAGCCUUAAGGAUGGAACCAUUGUCCUGCAGUUUGAGGUUAGGUUCCAGAAUGGGCUUGAAUGUGGCGGUGCUUACUUGAAAUACCUCCGGCCCCAGGAGGCUGGAUGGAAACCAGAGGAAUUUGACAACGAUUCUCCCUACUCCAUUAUGUUUGGACCUGACAAAUGUGGCUCCACAAACAAGGUUCAUUUCAUCUUUAAGCACAAGAACCCCAAGAGUGGAGAGUAUGUUGAGCACCAUCUCAAGGAACCUCCAUCUGUGCCCUCUGACAAACUCUCUCAUGUCUACACUGCAAUACUGAAACCUAACAACGAAGUUAGCAUUUUAAUAGAUGGGGAGGAGAAGAAGAAGGCAAAUUUCCUUUCAGCUAAAUAUUUCGAGCCUGCCUUAAUUCCAGCCAAGACAAUUCCUGACCCAGAUGAUAAGAAGCCAGAGGACUGGGAUGAGCGGGCAAAGAUUCCAGAUCCACAUGCUGUGAAGCCAGAUGAUUGGGAUGAGGAUGCACCAAUGGAAAUUGAAGAUGAUGAUGCUGUAAAACCUGAAGGGUGGUUGGAUGAUGAGCCUGAAGAGAUUGAUGACCCUGAAGCUACAAAGCCAGAAGAUUGGGACGAUGAAGAGGAUGGUGUAUGGGAACCAACAAAAACAGAUAACCCCAAGUGUUCGUUGGCACCUGGUUGUGGAGAAUGGAAGAAGCCAAUGAAGAUGAAUCCUGCUUAUAAAGGAAAAUGGAGCCUUCCUCUUAUUGACAACCCCAGUUACAAGGGUAUUUGGAAACCUCAAGAAAUUCCAAACCCUAGCUACUUUGAGACUGAGAAGCCUGACUUUGAGGCCAUCGCUGCUAUUGGCAUUGAGAUCUGGACAAUGCAGGAUGGCAUAUUGUUUGACAAUAUUCUCAUAGCUGAUGAUGAGAAGGCUGCUGAAUCUUACAGGCUAACAACAUGGAAGCCGAAGUUUGAAAAUGAGAAAGAGAAACAGAAGGCUGAGGAAGAAGCUGCUGGUCUUUCAGACGGACUCUCAGGCUUCCAGAAGAAAAUAUUUGACCUUCUCUACAAAAUAGUGGACGUUCCUUUCUUGGAUGCAUACAAACCCAAGAUCAUUGACCUAAUUGAGAAGGGAGAAAAACAGCCGAAUAUUACAAUUGGUAUCAUUGUAUCCAUCGUGGUUGUUCUUUUGACAGUUGUCUUUAAAAUCCUUUUUGGUGGCCAAAAACCCAAGGUCACUGUUCCUGAAACGGAUAGGCCUGCAGCUGCAGAGACUUCCAACACUCAAGGAAGCAGUGAGGAGAAGGAAGAUGAGAGUGAGAAGGAAGAUGCUGCUGCUCCUCCCCGCAGGCGGCCUACCAGAAGGGAAACUUAAAGUAGUAUGUGCUUGUUAUGUAUGCAAAAUUUUGAGAUAGAACCUAAAUGGCUGGAUCUGUUACUAGUUCGUUUCCAGAAUUUUCUUUUCUACUUCUUAUCAGAACACUUGCAUGAGUAUGGAUUGGCUAUACUCGCAUUUUGCUGAUCGUUAUUUUACUUUUUCUAAUGUGUUCUGUUGGAGGUAGAUGUUGUUCCACUAUAUUACAGUUGUACCCCCAAUUUAGCCCCCCUAGUCUUCGUUAUAAGUUAUGGAAUGCUUUGUGUUUCUGA